CUUCGGUUCAAUCUUAAUUCUCUUCAUGUUUAGACGGCAGGUUUUCCAAUAGCUGCUUUCAUUCUCUGUUUUCCUCCGUCCCGCUGACCUUGUGCCUCUAUGAGUGGAGAUAGAGAGGAAAGGUGGGGCUGAGGGGACCCUCUGCUGCUGGGCUCACUGUUACAUUUCUGGCUCCUUAAGCCUUCAGCAUGGACCAAACCUCCCUGGAUGUUCUGCUGUUGUCUUCUUGGCCUGUCUGACCAUCACUAUUGGCUACUGUAAGAAGAUUGUAAAAUCGCCUCAUCAUGACGCAGCUGGAAGCCUCUGAGGCUGGGGGGGAGCCCCCCUCCUCCUACAUCAUUUUCCUGGUGGUCUUCCUCUUCUUCCUAACUGGACUCCUGGGCUUCCUCAUCUGCCAUCUGCUGAAGAAGAAGGGCUACCGCUGCAGGACUGUAGACCCGGAGGACGAGGAGGACAAGCUGGAGGAAGAUGCUGAUGAUGAGAACGAUGAGAACCAGGACACAGUGGAGCAGAUCCUGAAAUGCAUCAUGGAGAAUGAAGCCAACAUGGAGGCCUUCAAUGAGAUGUUAGGAAACCGCAGCGUCUGCGUGCGCCAUGAUCCAAGGUUACGUAAGGAAUCUCUUGGUGGUGUUCCUCCCCAUCUCCAUACGGUGCACUCAGGCACCGACCACAACUCCUGCCUCCUCUGCGCCCAGGUUCGAGCCAAAAAGGGCCGCAGACAAAGCAGGACGCCCCGCUUCAAGCAGCAACCAGGAGAGCAGACUGUUUUUUCUGUCGGGAGAUUCCGGGUGACACAUUCGGAUAAGAAGUUUCAGGGGCGUCCAAACCCACUGGCUGCCUCGGGGGAGCAGUUGGACCAGUCCCAAGAUAGCGACGACAUAAAGGAGGACGGGUUCAAUCUGAAAAAUAUGUUCAAAGAAGUCCAGCCAGCUUCAGAUGGAGUCCAUGGCGUAGCGGCGAAUGUGGGGAAGAGAAAGAAAAGUAUGACCCUUUUUGGAUUAAGGCGGGGCAGUGAUCCUUUAGGUUUGAGAGUUAAAGAGAGGGCGGGGGCAGAUCCUCGGGGGGUUAGAUUUGCUGUUCAGCGGCCACCUGUAGUACUAGAGGAACCAGCCAAUCCAGAGCGCGGCACUAAACCCGGCGCCAAGAUGAAUAUCGCUCAGGGGGAAGUUAUAACUUCCAUUCUGAAACCAUCCUCCAAGUCUGAUUCUGUUCCCCAGGAAGGCCCCACCCUCGGGCUGAACUCUGACCUUCAAGACAAGACAAACACAGGAGCCUCAGCUCCUACCUCCCUCCCCAUCCCCACCGAAAGAUCUGUGAAUAUGGACAGUAAGGUAGAUCCUGGACCGCUACAGACUUCAACCCCUAUUGACACAAUACCUGCACCGGUUCCAGGAUCCAGCUCAGUCAUGCCCACUGCUAAGUCCAACUUCAAAAGGGACUUUAUGGCUGUCAGAGCCUCCUCUGACCCAUGUUCCAGCCCAGAUCCGGAGCCAACCGUUGGUGGUGGCCUUGCUUUAAUAAGCUUAGGUUCUUCUCCUGCAUCUUCUCUCCAAAACAAAACCUUUUCCUCAGUGUCCUCUUUAAAGACGCCUACCUCAUCCCUCAUAGAGUCACCAAGCCCCAAAAGUAGCUUACCAAACAUUAGCGUAGCAUUAGCACCACUAGCCCCGUGUUCUUCUCCAACUUCAGCUUCAUCUGGCUUGAUUUCUGUAAGAUCUACGAACCAAGAAGGCCUCCUUCCUGGUCCAUUCUCUAUAAAUGGACAGAAAGUAGAUAGACAGACAGAAGAACAGACGGAAACACAGAGGGCUGGAAUCCUAAAAACACCUAAACUGUCUCCACUUUCACCAGGAGGUCCAGCCUCUUCUUCUGAGCAGAGUUUUAAAGACAGACUGAGAGAUUUGCCUCUAUCGCCCUCCAGUCCAUUGUCCCCAUCCUCCCCCAAAGGGGGGAGGAUCAGUAGUGUGACCAUGAUUAAAGCCAGUCCUGACGGCAAGAGGCAGUUCUCUGUAACGACCACUGUGGAUAAAGACAGUGUCUCCUCAGUGUACCAGGAAGGGGAGGGCUCUGAAAAGAGUCCAGCUGUCAGAAGACAGGAAGAGACUUUAGCUGCUGAAUCUGAGACUCAGAGCAGAGGAAGCCGCGGACCAGAGACUAGACCAUACCUCAGCCAAGACAAGGAUGACAUGAUGGAGAUGGAGGACAUUAGAGACUGCAAGGUGACACAGGUGGAGGGAGGCCAGAAGCCCAACGAGGAGACCAUACUGGAUAACCGACCCAAACAGAACCAGGAGGGGAGGACUCUAGAAGAGGAGGAGCUAACUGCUUCCAGUAAUGUUUCAAGGAGAGAAGAGAUCCCAGGAACUGAACUAAAGGCAGAUAUGUAGAAUAAUAUAAAUGACAAAAUAAUAUUAUGUUAUCAUUGUUUGAUUCAUUUGGCUGCAGAUGAUGGUGGGAAAAUGUGGGUUGUUUUGUCUGUUUAGCCAUGAGUCCCAAACUGACACCAGACUGAUUGUUUCCUGCUGUGAAACUUCUGGUUUGCUCACAUCGUCUCCACCAGCAGGUUAUGGGUGAACGCUGCCGCUGGCAUCAUCCCCACCCAACAGUUCACUCUGUGCGUCAUUGCGUCUCAUUUACAUGUAUAGUCUAUGGGGGGCGGCCUCAAGAGUUCCAGCAGCGCGUUCCAUCGUCAAGAGAGCUGCAUCAAUGCGUUUUGGCGUCCGGGCUUCGGAAAGUUCGAACCUGGAGUGAAAAAGAUCAAAUUUUUUGGGGGAGACAGACUCUACCUGCAAGCUGCAUGGCUUCUGCAGACAUUCUGCUUAUGAAGAAUAAAAAUGAUGAAGGAGUUAAACUCCAGAGGUUAAAUAAAGCAGGUAGAAUUGAUUGUUAUGUAGAAGGAACAGAGAGCAGCUCUAAUCAUUAUUAAAUAAAACAUUUUUGAUGAACUAUGGAGAAACAGUUUCAAAAUACCCAAAUUAACUAGAAACGUUAAAACCUGCCGAUGAAAAAUAUUGGAUUAUAUAUUCUGGUUCUUGCAGUCUUC
Messenger RNA from Cyprinodon variegatus (sheepshead minnow), 3043 nucleotides. It is a transcript of the gene rell2, whose product is annotated as protein PRRC2C-like. The record is from RefSeq and is a predicted model, not a curated record. The transcript has 6 exons. The coding region runs from base 285 to 2387 and encodes 700 amino acids. NCBI's taxonomy places the organism in Eukaryota, Metazoa, Chordata, Actinopteri, Cyprinodontiformes, Cyprinodontidae. Gene Ontology annotation, biological process: positive regulation of p38MAPK cascade; positive regulation of cell-substrate adhesion.